Molecule: messenger RNA, 899 nt
Organism: Humulus lupulus (European hop)
Lineage: Eukaryota; Viridiplantae; Streptophyta; Magnoliopsida; Rosales; Cannabaceae
Product: G-type lectin S-receptor-like serine/threonine-protein kinase SD1-1
Exons: 3
Coding region: 2-526 (174 amino acids)
Biological process (GO): protein phosphorylation
Molecular function (GO): ATP binding; protein serine/threonine kinase activity
Source: RefSeq, a predicted model, not a curated record
UAUGGCUAGAACUUUUGGGGGUGAUCAGACAGAAGGAGUUACAAACAGAGUAGUUGGGACCUUUGGCUACAUGGCACCAGAGUAUGCUAUCGAUGGCCAGUUCUCGGUCAAAUCUGAUGUCUUUAGCUUUGGCAAUUUGAUUUUAGAGAUUGUAAGUGGCAAGAGAAAUAAAGGGUUUUAUAAUCCAAGUGACAACAUUAAUCUCAUAGGACAAGCAUGGAAUUUGUGGAAAGAAGGAAGGUCAUUAGAACUGAUUGAUGAAUGCUAUUGUGUCGAAUCAUGCAUGCUCUCGGAAGUGUUGCGUUGUAUCCAUGUCGCUCUCUUGUGUGUUCAACAGCUUCCUGAAGAUAGGCCUGCAAUGUCAUCUGUGCUUCUGAUGUUAGGUGAGAAGAAUGCUCUGCCUCAACCCAAAGAGCCAAGUUUCUUUUUAGGGAAACAUACAUGUGAAGCAAGCACUUCCUCUUUAACAAAACAAGAGACUUCUUCAACCAAUGACUUUACCAUAAGUCUUAUCCAUGCUCGAUAGGAUUCAGCCCAGUCCAGCUUCUGCAUGAAGGCAGCGGUGUUCGAGUCAAAUUUCUGGGCAAAGUCUCGGUUUGAGGUUGCUGGCAUGAAGGCAGCCGUUUGAGUCAAAUUUCUCGGCAAAGUCUUCUAUUAGAGAUGGCAUUGAUGAUUUCGGACCUGUUUUAUUUGGGUAUGGGUGAAUGUCGAUUUGAAAAAAAAAUUAUCUAGUUUAUUUUGUUCUUUGUAGAGAAACACUAAUCUUGUUUAUUUUGAAUGAACACAAGUUUGAGAAAAAAAUACACAAAUCUGGGUUUUGUAUUUUGAUGUAAUUUUCUGGGUUUGAGUUCGUGUUUUGGUGUUCAUGCCCACAAGUUCAUCAAUUUUUUUUUCUUAGA